This is a messenger RNA of Melospiza georgiana, 4485 nucleotides long. It is a transcript of the gene SLAIN2, whose product is annotated as SLAIN motif family member 2. Gene Ontology annotation, biological process: microtubule nucleation; cytoplasmic microtubule organization; positive regulation of microtubule polymerization. The transcript is spliced from 7 exons. Bases 1 to 1383 code for a protein of 460 amino acids. Gene Ontology annotation, cellular component: microtubule plus-end. Lineage: Eukaryota; Metazoa; Chordata; Aves; Passeriformes; Passerellidae. The record is from RefSeq and is a predicted model, not a curated record.
AUGGAGGAUGUGGGCUCGGGCGUGAACGCGGACGCGGAGGUGCGGAAGCUGCAGGAGCUGGUGAAGAAGCUAGAGAAGCAGAAUGAACAGCUUCGCAGCCGCCACGGCGCCCUGCCCGCCGCCCCCGCCAGCCCCAAGCGCCUGCCGAGCGCCGGGCCCUCCUCGCCGCCCCCCGCCGUCUCCGCGUCGCCCGACGGCCGCUGUCUCAGCACCAGGGCCACCGCCCGACACUCGCUCCUCGAGGAGCCCGGCGGUGGCGAUGGGGAUAACGGCGGCAAUGGCCUCCUGGACGACGCGGCGGUGCUCAGGCCGGAGGAGCUGGAGCGGCUGGCCGGCUGCGAUGAGGACGAGACCGGGUGGUUAUAUACAUCUCCAAAGAAGAAAAAAAAUCCACUGCAAAAAAGUGUCAGUCCAUUAGUUUGGUGCAGACAGGUACUGGAUUACCCAAGUCCUGAUGUUGAAUGUGCUAAGAAGUCACUGAUCCACAAGCUGGAGCAAACAAUGUCAGCUCUCAAGAGACAGAGUUUGUACAGCAGCCCUUUCAGUGCGGUCAGUUACGCGAGCUCCUACAGUCCAAAUACCGGCAGCCCCUACAGCAGUGGCUUCAACUCUCCCUCCUCAACACCAGUGAAAUCUGCUUUAGUGAAACAGCUCAUACCUCCUGGUACCUCAGGUCAUCUUAAAAUUUCAGGAGAUAGAAAUCCUCCACUAAGUCCACAGUCUUCUCUGGACAGUGAAUUAAGUGCGUCGGAGAUGGAUGAAGACUCUAUUGGGUCUAAUUACAAGUUAAAUGAUGUUACAGAUGUGCAAAUUUUAGCACGAAUGCAGGAAGAAAGCCUGCGGCAAGAGUACGCAGCCACAGCGUCUCGGCGUAGUUCUGGCUCCUCCUGCAAUUCCACGCGGCGAGGCACGUUCAGCGACCAGGAGCUUGAUGCACAGAGCUUAGAAGAUGAGGAGGAUGGCACACAUCACACAGUGCACCCUGCUGUUAGCAGGUUCUCACCAUCACCUCGCAGUUCUCCCUGGCCUUCACCAAAACAAUCCCCAAGAAACUCGCCUCGCUCCCGAUCACCUGCUCGAAGCAUAGAGUACAGCAGAGUGUCACCGCAGCCCAUGAUCAGCCGCUUGCAGCAGCCUCGUCUUUCCCUUCAAGGCCAUCCUACAGACUUGCAAACUAGUAAUGUCAAAAGUGAAGAAAAGCUAAGGCGCAGUCUUCCAAACUUGUCCAGGACAUCCAACAUCCAAGCAGAGUCUGUGAAAAACAGCAGAAGUGACUCAAACUUCCAAGUGCCAAAUGGAGGAAUACCUCGCAUUCAACCUCAAGCCUCAGCCAAUGUUUGUCAGAGUCUUGCUAUUGACAAUCGUAAAACGGUUUGUGUGUGAAGUCGAUGAGUAAGUAUCUUUGCUUAGUCCGGAUUAAAAACUUUUCUGCAAAACUGUACAUUGUAUCAAGAUUUCCAGAAUUGUGUCCUUUUUAUUGUAUACUUUUUGUUUUAUUGGUUUUAUAUUUUGUCACUUUGCACAAAGCACUGUUAAAUUGCAGCAAAUUUUUGUUUUCCCGUGGCAAUGAUUUCUGGGUCUUGGGAUUUGAAGCUUCCUCAUACAGCUGCUAGUUUUGCAUGAGCUUACCUUUGCAAGGACGCUGGCUUGCCACCCAAGGUCACUACUCUGCUCCUUGUCAAAGAUUUGCGGUUCAUAAUUUACUUGCACAUUUGCUGUGGCUGCAAUACUGAACUUGCUAUGGUUGCUGGCAUUCAAAAAAUGAGUUAGGAAUCCAGUAAGUUUCUGAAAUGACAAUUCCUCUUACAGUUUUAUAGCCAAAUUGUAUUUGCUUGCUUACAGAAGAGAGGGAAGACACAUGUGAUGUGUUUAGAGGUACAACUGUAAACAUGAAAACAUAGGCCUUUUAACUUUUAGCUGCAGUGUCAUGAACAAUCCAAAUUGGUUUUGAAGAGAGACUGAAUUAAGUAGCAAUUUUAACAAUUUGAUUCUUCAUUUACAUCUGAGUCUCCGUGCCAUUCUGCAGAAAGUACUUUUUUUUAAAUAUAAAAGCUAGUAAAUAGUUCACCUUAAAACACUAGAAGAUAUGGUAAUAUGUGUGUUCCCCAAGGAAUAGGUAUUGUCUAAAGUGUUAGUGAUGGGAAAUCUCUGUGUUUGGGUCCUAUACCACAUAGAUUGUACAAAGCUCUAGAAAUGGUAGGGUGACUUCCACGUAGGAGCUACCUGCCUUUGAAUUCUGUGUGAUGCUUUUGUAUUUAGUGGCACUAUGAGCACAGAGAUGCUUUUAAGAAGAGCUAAAUACAAAACUUUCUCGAGCUGUAGAUUCAAACUAUCAGUAAAGUGACUGGUCUGCUUGCCAAGAUCCAACUGCUUGGCAUGUUCAGAGUAAAAGGAGGAAGAGUAAGUUUUGAAGAGACCAAGUAGUCCGGUUAGUUGAUCAGAGGUAAAUGUAACUACAUGAGUUCUGCACGCAGCAGCUGUGACAGGGAAUGUCACAGCACACAGAGCACUUCAAGAGCAGCAAGUGGUGUGGAUAAACAUGCACUGGGCACUUAUCUCAAACUGCAUGUUUGCUCAGCAUUGCUCAGAUUGUACUGCCUAAGCUCUGUUCAGUGUUUCAGUGCACAGAAAUGUUUUGCUAUUGAGUGUCUAUUUCCUAGAGUCUCCAUUGAGAAGGAAGGAAUUUGAUAUAUGCAUAUUUAAAAUCCUUUCCAUAUCAUCCCAUCUCUCUGACUUGCAAGAAGUGUGAAUAAUGAUGGGGGAAGAAAGUGCCAUGUGCAGUAGUAUAUUGAAAUCUGAGUGGAUUAGGACAAAACAAAUUCAAAAUACGAAGAAAGAAGCUUUUCUUCAUUUUGUGUGGUAUAACAAAAACAGUGAUUCUGUGGAAAAUAAUAAAGUGGAAUACUUGAGGACUGAAGCAGUCUGCCUAGUGGUCUGCCUCAGUAAAUUUCUAGGAAUUGUGCUCAUAUUUAGAGACCAUACUGUACUUAAUUGGCUAUUCACAUGUAUGCUUUAAAAAAGGUUUCUAGGAAGACCAUGUGCCAGUUGAGUAAGAAUUACAUAUUGCCAAGGCUAUUUAGAUUCUAGUUGGUAGAAGGAAUAAUGUUUAUUAGUAGUAGGCACAGGCAGAAUUUUACUGUUUAUGAACAAUCUAAUUCCUUUUUGCUGUUUGUUGAAGGCGACAGUUUUAGUUAGUUCUUAGGACUAAAUUGAAUAGCCCACCUAGUCAUAAUUUCAGCGUGAUGUUAAUAAAACAUAUGAUGAAUUUUUUAUAGUUCAUAAAAUACUGUGUAUUUUGCACUGACUGAAGCAUAGGAAAGGUGAUAGUAAUCAUUAUAUGCUAUCAAGCAAAAGGAUUAACUAACAUUAGGAUUCAAAUUAUUCCCCCCCACCUUCUUUAUAGCAAUAUUCAGUAAUUGGUGAUGGGAUUAUUCCUCACUCAGGGUCAGGAUCUUUUUGCACAGAUGUUCCCCCAUCUUUCUUCCUUCUCACUAUGGAAAUAAGCCUUGCUAGUGCAAUCAGUUUUAUGCUGCUAUAAAACUUCAUACACUGAGAUAAGCAGAGAUGUUUAUUCAUACAUUAUCAUUUUAUGAAGUCUCUGUGUAGUCAAAGCUUUAUUUCAUUGACUACUUUCCUCCUUCUCCCCCUUAAAUGUGCUGCGAUGGAAAUAGGCUGAGUCAGUGCAUUCCUUCUGGCAAUAAGUAAUUCUCUCCAUGCCAAGAUUCUGCAGCUCUCGGAACAUUGGCUUCUCUCUUGGUAACUGGUAGGUAGUGAGGUCAUUUCAAGGCAGCACCAGCCCUGAGUGUUACUAGGCAAAAGGUAGGAUGAGGGAGAAAAGGAGCAAUAAAAACCAAUUUCCAUCAUGCUGGGUACAUGCUGGCAGUUGAUAAAUCUUAGUGUUAAGUCUUCAUUUUAAGCUUAAGUCCUCUUGCAUAACUUUUGAAGAGGAGAGAAAAAAGACAUCUCUCACGAAGGCUUAAGUCUCCAUAACUGAAGAAUACAAUUUGUUUAUAUGAUGAUCAUAUUAGACAAAGAUUUAUGCUUUUGUAUAGUAUUAGAAUAUUUUUUUGAAAACACUUCUAAAAUUAAAAAUUUAGUCUUGCCUAGGUCAAAUACAACAGUUUAAUUUUCAUCUGUAUCUAAUCUUGCUCUCAUAUUGCUGUAGCAUGUUUGCUAGGUGGCUUGUUCUCCCUUUGGUGUUUUAAUUUUUGUUUUGCAUUUCUGGGCUUUUUGCCCUGCAAGAAGCUUUACUCUUACCAAAUCUGCGCAUUUUGCACUGCAAAAUUUCUGACACACUCCUCUGCAACUCUUUGCCAUUAAGAGCAAGCACCAUUCACAAAACUCCAUCACUUCCAGAGUCAUAACAGCUUUUAGAGUGUUUUACUUACACUGUUUCUUGAUGCUUCACAAGCGGAUACAAUUCUGAAAUUCCCAGUAAAUUUAGUUUUCUUCUCUUCUUAGACAAAUAUAACACUUCUUGUCUUU